Messenger RNA from Aureobasidium musti, 825 nucleotides. Lineage: Eukaryota; Fungi; Ascomycota; Dothideomycetes; Dothideales; Saccotheciaceae. The record is from the annotation of a GenBank genome assembly.
AUGGAGAUGCCGUAUCAGCCUAUGUAUCAGACGAUCGACAACAACCCAAACGUACAACCACUCUUUGUGGAGCCACAGCCUCCACCGCAGUUUUACGGAUUUCCUCCACCGACAGGAGGCUCCCUGGACUCAGGCUAUGCUGGCGAAGACAUCAACCCAUUCGAGGACAAUGUCGCAUGUUCGGAACUCAAGAUGGUCUACGGCCACCAUAUCAACCCCUCACUCCCGAACUUCGAUGCCUACGGUUACAUGGCCAACGAUCAACAAUCAAAUGGUCCCGGCCAACAGUUUAUGCCAGUCAACUACUCGGCACCCUUCGUUCAUGACUUCAAUUCUAUGAAGCAAGACGUCAAAAUCUCGCAGAGUCCAACAACACCAACACUGAUCAUGGAUGAUGCUGUUAGUGUCAAAAGCGAGGAUGUUUUCUCAGACGCUGCCUCACCGAUGACCAUGACCCAGUCAAUCAGCCAGCUGCCAGGGCAAGGCACCAGACGCCCUAGCACGAUCAGACGAACGGCAACAGAACCGUCGAUAGCAGUCCGGUCCGGCAGCAUACAGCGCACGGCGACCAAAGAAGGUCGCGGUCGAAACCGAAAGCGCAUUCCUCAUACGGCAGUGGAGCGUCGAUACCGGGAGAAUCUCAACUCACAACUGGAGAAAUUGCGACAUGCGGUGCCGCAUGUACAGGCAGCUCAGCGCCGCCGAGCGAGCGAUAUCAACGAUCCCAUGAAGCCAAGCAAGUGUGAGGUGCUUGUAGGCGCACUGGAAUACAUCAAGAAAUUGGAGACCGAGAACAAAGAACUCAAGAAGAGGCUAGGAGAAUGA